This is a messenger RNA of Cyclocybe aegerita, 1134 nucleotides long. The record is from the annotation of a GenBank genome assembly. Lineage: Eukaryota; Fungi; Basidiomycota; Agaricomycetes; Agaricales; Hemipholiotaceae.
AUGAUCGCGACCUCGGUACUAAGGACCGCAUCGCACACCGCACUUAGGCGCUCGGUGCCUGGAUUGGCAUAUGCUGCCACCACGCGCGGGGCGCUCUUCACGCCUGGCCUUGGAGGUGCUUCACGCAGGCACAUAUCGACGACCAAGCAGGCGGACCAGAAGGUCUCUUCCCCGCACAACCAAGAGUCUUCACCCACGGAGCACCUGACCCGACAUGAUGCGGUCAGCACCGUCCCCGAGAAGGUCCACGGGGACUGGGUCCUCUUCCAUCCUGUCUACUCCCCGGAAGAGCUCAAGGCCGUCGAGGUUCUGCACCGUGAAACCAAGACGCUCGGAGAUAAAUUAGCUCAUGGCCUUGUUAUACUCGCCCGCAAGAUCUUCGACCUCGUCUCGGGGUACAAGCACAUAGAGGGGCCUCCUGACCCCGGCAUGACCAUUGCGGAGCUGCGGAAGGCGGGCUAUCUGCUGAGUGAUAAGCAGUGGCUCAACCGUAUCUUGUUCCUCGAGAGCAUCGCCGGUGUUCCUGGUAUGGUAGCGGCCACCCUUCGCCACCUUCAAAGUUUGCGUCUGAUGCGUCGAGAUAGCGGAUGGAUUCAUACGUGUUUGGAGGAGGCUGAGAACGAGCGGAUGCACCUCAUGACCUUCAUGACACUGCGCCAGCCUUCCAUCUUUUUCCGAGCCAUGGUGCUGGGUGCUCAAGGCGUUUUUUACAAUCUAUUCUUCUUAUCCUAUAUAAUUUCGCCUAGAACUGCCCACCGAUUCGUGGGCCACCUGGAAGAGGAGGCCGUCCUCACCUAUACCCGAGCCAUCCACGAGCUCGAAGCUGGUAAAAUUCCGGAAUGGACUGGCCAUCCUGCUCCGGAAAUUGCGAUUGAUUACUGGAGGUUACGUCCUGAUGCAAAGCUCCUCGAUGUCCUCUACGCAGUCCGGUCCGACGAGACCACCCACCGCUUCGUCAACCACAGCCUGGCCAACCUAAACCCUGCUACGGAUGUCAACCCCUUCGCUCUCCGCGAGCCCAACAUGCUCGUGAAGGGCACCAAGAUUGAGUUUGACCGCGAAGAGGCCGAGCAAUACGUUCGCGAAUCGCAUAAAAUCAUACAGCGCCCUCAUCAGAUGUCCGAUAGUCAUUAA